Aspergillus tanneri is the source of this 705-nucleotide messenger RNA. RefSeq lists its product as uncharacterized. Gene Ontology annotation, biological process: dipeptide transport; allantoate transport; transmembrane transport. Gene Ontology annotation, molecular function: allantoate transmembrane transporter activity; dipeptide transmembrane transporter activity. The transcript has 5 exons. Gene Ontology annotation, cellular component: plasma membrane. The record is from RefSeq and is a predicted model, not a curated record. NCBI's taxonomy places the organism in Eukaryota, Fungi, Ascomycota, Eurotiomycetes, Eurotiales, Aspergillaceae. The coding region runs from base 1 to 705 and encodes 234 amino acids.
AUGCCCAUACACACUGGUCAUCCGGAUAUGUCGAACCAAUGGACUCCUGAAGAUGAACGACGACUGAUUCGUCGCAUUGACAUGUAUCUCAUGGUCCUGUGCACCCUCCUCGACACAGCGGGAAACCAGGCGGGCGAAAUCCUCGGCGCAUUGAUCUCUUACGGCGUGGUGCACUACACUGGCCCAUGUCCACAGUGGAAGAUGCUCUUCCUCAUCCUGGGAUCGAUUACAAUCAUCUGGUCUGUAGUUCUCGGGUUCGCGUUGCCGGAUUCGCCGCGUCAGAACGUCUUUCCUGUCCCCGAUGGAUCGAGAACUGGCAUCUUUCCGUCGAAGAAGUUCCAGCAUGUAUCGGUUUUUCAUCAUGGGGUUAUGCUAUUUCUUCCGAGUGAUGGAGUGACUAGCUUCUCAACAAUCAUCUCUAGCUUUGGAUUCUCCAUUCCCCAGACAGUCCUGAUGGGCCUCCCCAGCACCACCAUCCAACUCAUCUCGCUCUGCAUUAUCAGCACCAUCACGUCGACCCUGCAUAGCACACGGCUCCCCAGUCUCGCAGCGCUGUAUGUCGUGGCCCUCGUAGGGUUUCUCACAAUCAUGCUCGACAAAACGCAGCCAUGGUCUCGACUGAUGGGAUUCUGGCUGUGCGAGCAUACGCACCCAUGUUUCCGAUCGUGUUGUCCCUGGCAGCGAGUAACACGGGCGGAUUCAUGA